AUGGCAAAGUCUCUUUCCAUGUUAAUGUUUGUAUUCACAGUAGUAUCUUUCAUGUCUCACACAAUUUUUUCCCAAGAAUAUGAUUAUUCACUAGAAGAUGUGAGCAUACCUCCUAUACCAGAUUAUAUCGAAGCUCCAUCACAACCACAAGUGAGUUAUUACACGGACGAAGAGUUUGCUUUUCUUCAGGAUUGCCUUAAAAAGGUGGAAACGGAUUAUUGUGGAGCUAAAAUUUUGAAGGACAUGUUGGAUGAGACUACGACGCCGUUGACGAUUGGAUGUUGUCGUGAUCUAUUAAAGAUUGGCAGAGAUUGUCAUCUAGUAGUAGCUAAAUACGAAUCUGUACCCCAGAAUGCUUUUAUAGAUCCUAGUGCAUCUAAUGCAGUCGCAAAAAGCAAAUAUACAUGGAAGGAUUGUGUCCGCAGAAUUGAGAGCUACAUUGGUGCUCCCGAGCAAUCCCAAGAAUUUGAUCGAUAUUCACCAGAGGUACCUGAGGUACCAGAGGUACCAGAAGAUGUGAACAUAUCUCCUACGCCGGAUUUUGAUAUCCACGAUGCUCAUGAUCCUCCAUCCGCCGAUUCACCGUCAUUGGACCGAAGGUUGAGUUAUUACACGGACAAAGAGUUUAAUAUUCUUCAGGGUUGCCUUGACAAGGUGGUGACGGGAUAUUGUGGAGCUAAAAUUUUGACGGACAUGUUGGAUGAGACUACGACGCCGUUGACGAUUGAAUGUUGUCGUUAUCUAUUAAAGAUUGGCAGAGAUUGUCAUCUAGUAGUAGCUAAAUACGAAACUAUACCCCAGUUUGCUUAUUUUGAUCCUAGUGCAUCUAACGCAAUCCCAAAAAGCAAAUAUACAUGGAAGGAUUGUGUCCGCAGAGUUGAGAGCCAUAUUGGUGCUCCGAUCUCUUUGGAAUAA
Brassica oleracea var. oleracea is the source of this 915-nucleotide messenger RNA. RefSeq lists its product as uncharacterized. The record is from RefSeq and is a predicted model, not a curated record. Lineage: Eukaryota; Viridiplantae; Streptophyta; Magnoliopsida; Brassicales; Brassicaceae. The transcript has a single exon. Bases 1 to 915 code for a protein of 304 amino acids.